AAAUGAGCUCAAUUGAUCAUCACAGUUUUGAUAGUCAUUGUAGUUUUUAUUCGAAUAAACUCGUUUCUUUGUUUUCGUGAAAUAUUAUCGGAUUGACAUAUUUCCAAUAGUGUUUUACACAUUUUAAAGCGAAAAAAUAAACACAAAUCUGUUUAUGUCAUCCAAAGUGCGUUCAAUUUGUGAAAUUUGCAAGGAAAAAUUGCAGUAAACGAUUUUAUUUUCGUCGAUCAAUUCAAAUAUGUGAGCUAAGCUCUUAUCUCUGAGUUUAACUGAGUGUUUUUGAGAGACAAUUUUAUAAAACGAAUGUAUUUAGAACGAGUGAUGUGAUUAAAACUUUGUGUGUGUGUGUGACACAAAACUUUUCUUACCGGCGCCAGCCACACACACUCCAUGUAGAACUUUUUUACUCGUAUGCAUUUUGUCCAAUCCCAAUGGAAAAUACAAUAUAAAUUUAUCCAAUUCGGCUGUAAUCGAAAGUGUUUAGAGUGAGAUUAAUAUUUUUUUGCUUGUGACAAGGACACUCUUAAAAAAGAUUGAACUGAUUAACUGAACGGAAAGAAAAGACAUAAAUAAAUAAAAGGGAUCGCACAAUAUCGAGAUUCAAAUGUGUAGUCGUGGUUUAAAAUCGGUUAGUGUGUCACCAUUUUGGAUCUCAGCGGAUUUUGUUCUGCACUGUUAUCGUAUGCUGUGAGAGUGGAUCUAAAUAAAACGAUCCAAAAGAAAAGAGAUAUAUAAUAUGCAAAUUUCAAACGGGCUUAAGCUUAUAUGCAUUGAUUCAUAUUCUUCGCACAGCACAGUUCGCUUAAACGAAAUUCCUUAAGGUACACAAUAUACACACCAAAGUCGCCCAUUGUGUAUUUUGUGACUUGGUUUAAACGAACAAGAUAGUUCGAUGUAUGUUUGAAUGAAAACGAGAAUGAAUUAUUUAGUGAAGUUUUAGAUCGUGCAUAGCGGUUUACUUCGAAAUUCGAAGGCGGUGAACGAAAACAAAAACAGAAUUUGGUGUCGACAAAAAAAAACAAGAUAGACAUACUGACUUCAGUGGUUUGCACAUUCUCAUUCAUUUUGCUGAUUUCAAAACAAGAAGAAAAAAUAUCAUUACAUGGUCUUUUUUUCAUUGAUACAUGGAAUCGUGCGCAUGCUUUGAAUGAUCAUUCAAGAAAAAAAUCGUUCAAUGAACAACAAAAAACAAAGAAUAAUUUGAGAGUGUAAGAGACUAUUUCAUUUUACUUUUUGUAUUUGAAACAAACGUAACAAAAAGACGACGGAAUUUCACAGGCUGAAAACAAAAUAUUCAAUUCGACAUAGAGAGCCGCACUACAAAUGGACCUUUUAAAACCACGGCAAUAAAACACAAUGUAACUUAAUAAUAGUAAUUGGUUUCAAGCCAAUUGACAGCGAUAAUUGUAUGUUACCGUCGCAGACAUUGUUAAUGUUGUUUUCAUCUUACUUCCAACAACGAAAAUAAAUCGAUUGAUUUUCGCGCAUAUCAUGCGAAUUAAAUCUACGUGCACGACUUAAUUUUUAAAGCCGACGAAAAAGAAUCGAAAAGCUUGUUUACCUUUCGUAUUUCAUAAUUAUCAAGGAAUUUGAUUUGAUUUGUUUUUUUUUAUCACAUCGGUUUUUUGUUGAUUUGUAAAAUGAAUGUGGGUGUUACGUCAUCAUCACAACAAUUUACAUUCGAAAAAAAAUUUGGUCGCUCUCACCCAAAACGUCGACAUCGAUAACAAUAACAACAACAACAAAACUGACACAUAAUGUCAAGAGUGUGUUAAUGUGACUAAGUUUCGGUAGUAAAUAAAUUUUGCGAACGGCGUAAAAAAACCUGAGCGUGUAAACAAAUAAAAAUUGAAUUAAAACAGUUAUUCGACAUCGUGUGAAGUGAUUUUGCUUUUUUUCGCUCUACGCGUAUAUAGUAUAUACAUCAGAAAAAGGGCCACAUACAUUUACGGUUGGCUAAUUUUGCAUAAAGUACACCAUUGACAUUGAAUGUAAAGCAUUUGUGAAUAGACUUGAACAAGGAAAAAAAGCACUUUAUUUAUGUGCAGAUUCUGCCGGUAUUUAAUGUAAACAAAAGCUAAGGGCGCAAAUUCGCGGAAUUUCGACAAGGCAGCAACUAAAAUUCGGCAAAAUCUAGUGGAUGUUUUAGAAACGGAAUAAGAGCAAGAGUGCACGAAUUAUUAAUAUUUGGUUCGGGUUUUUUUUUAAUUUCGUGGCCAUAAAUUGGUGGCGUCUAUCAAAGUGGCAUUACGUACUGAAGGUGUCGAUCGCCCCCGUUGGGUGCGACAAGCAGUCAUGGGUGUAUUACGAUGGCGUGAUUUACCUGGUACGCGCAGCGCCACAGGAACCCUACGAUCUCUAUCUACGACCGAGGGAUCACGUGAGGAGCGUGUACCAAAUCCACAUGGUGGCAUUGAAUCGAGCAGCUUACCGUCAAACGGCCAAUAUGCAUCACAUAAACAAUUGAAACAUUCUAUAUCACAAUCGGGUUCAACGCCGGCAUCACCACAAUUGCAUCAUCAAUUGUCAAAUGGCCAUCAUCAAUAUCAUUCACAGUCAUCGGUUAGUUCGCAAUCAUCAUCGAUAAUAUCGACAAUACCGGCAUCACAACGGCUACUCGAAGAGACACUUGCCAAACCAGGCCCAUAUUCAAUGAUUGUGCUGCCGAAUAACGGCGGCUAUUGGGUCGAUGGAACGGACCACGAAUGCGCAUUCGAUACACUCGGCAAUCCAGUUUUGCCGCAUAACGCAUGGCGCAGUAAAUUUGAAACGGACGACACCGCAAAAUGCUAUCGCCGUUUCUACAUAAAUCGAGAACAUUCAAAUCUUGUGGGUCAUGAUGAUCAACUGGGGCCGGUUCUCUUAUCGAUCAAAGCGGAAAAUGUCGCAAACCAAGAACAUAUCAGAAUUUUAUUGCGAUUAAAAACGGGCACCAUGCAUGAAAUUAUACCGGUUUCAUGUUUGGGAAAUAACCCAUCACCAAUCCGAAUGGCACGCUUGUUAAAUGAACAAAUCAAUGUGGACAAUUUUAUGCCAGUUAUGUGUCCAAAAGCAUCGGGAAUGAUUGCCGCCUACGAUGAGCAUGUGCUUGUGUCGAAUUUUAAAUUUGGUAUAUUGUAUCAACGACACGGUCAAACAACCGAAGAAGAACUUUUUGGAAACAAUAACACAUCGCCGGCAUUUGAUGAAUUUUUGGAUAUGUUGGGCCAACGAAUUCGAUUGAAAGAUCAUAAAGGCUAUCGUGGCGGUUUGGAUAUACAAAAUGGUCAUACGGGCGACCAAGCCAUUUAUGAAGUAUACAAAGAACGUGAAAUUAUGUUCCAUGUAUCAACAAUGCUCCCGUUCACCGAAGGUGAUCCACAGCAGUUGCAACGUAAACGACACAUUGGCAAUGACAUUGUUGCCAUUGUAUUCCAAGAAUCGAAUACACCAUUUUCGCCUGAUAUGAUUGCCAGCCACUUUUUGCAUGCGUUUAUCGUGAUUCAACCGCUCGAACCAAAUACACCGAAUACACGAUACAAAAUUUCCGUUACCGCACGCGAUGAUGUUCCAUUCUUUGGUCCAACAUUACCAAAUCCGGCCGUUUUUCGAAGAGGUGCCGAACUCAAAGAAUUUUUACUCACAAAAUUAAUCAAUGCGGAAAAUGCAUGCUACAAAGCUGAUAAAUUUGCACGGCUUGAAUUGAGAACGCGUACAUCACUUUUACAAAAUUUAGUGGAAGAACUAAAAGAAAAAACGCGUGACUUUUUAGGAGCCGAUUUGAGUUCGGGCGGUGCCACGUCACCUGCUCCCGAUACGCCGAAAUCCGACAGCAGUAAUGCUGGUUCAAGGUUCAUUGAUACCGUUAAAAAAGCGCUAAUCUCACGAGUACGGUCACAAAGUGUUGAUGCAAAUGUUGCAACCGAAGCAAAUCGCAUCAAUUAUAAUACCAAAAAAGGAUCGAAAGAAGCGACAAUUAUGGAAAAUAUUCAGAUCGCUCGCUCAAAUUCAAACAAAAGCGAUUCGAAAAAGUCAACCAACGAUUCGUCAUCAUCGUCGCCUGACAUCACAUCACGCGGACCAUUUUGCGGAAAUAAUAACAAUAAUAACAACAACAGCCAAAGCCAAUCGAACCACAAUUCAAAUAAUAUCAACAACAAUUUGAAUAAUAACGGCAACGGUCCAAUGACUGCAACAAUGUCCGAAACGAGUGACGAUUCCAGUUUGAACAGUGUUGAGCUCGAUCCAAUGGUAUUCACUAAUUUAGAUGGUGGAGCUACGUAUGUGGAUUCCGAUACUGGUUUGGAAUCAAUGUCAUCGGCUGAAGCAACAACAAAAGCAUGCUCGUUGUGCUUAGAUGGUGUGGUUGCAUCGAAUAAUAUGAUGGUGCCGCCAGAGGCAAAUAUGCAAAUCGAUGGUUUAAAACAGGAAGUAACACGAUUGAAAUGUGAUAAGUUGGAUCUUUUGCGACAGAAUGUGACAUGCCAGAGGGACAUAAAACGACUGCGUGAACGUGAAUUAUCAUUACAAGGUGAUUUAGCAGCGGCUGGCAAAGAAAUUCUACGAUUACGCGAUUUGCUUAAGGAAUAUUUGCCCAGCUCAACAACACCGCCACAUUCAAUUUCUCCCAUGUAAAUAGGCUGGAUAUGAAUUAUAGUCAGAGACAAAAACAACGGAACAACGCAGGAACUGAGCUUCAACUGAUGCAUGUGCGGCGUCUUUCGUUCGCAAAAUAAAUUUCGAAUCGCAUAGCGAAUAUGAAAACAAAAAUGGAAUGAAAACAUUUUGUCAUAGAGAUAAAUGAUCCGUAUUAGAAUUAGGAAAAAGAAAUGAUUCUGACAUAAAACAAUUGAAAAAAGAUCACAAUAAUAUCGCACACAUUCAAUAGCACAUCUAUUUAGUAAAACAUACACUCACUCAAUCACACUCACACAUAAAAAUCGUGAUAUGCAAAAUGCAUAUAACACACAAACGAAAUCAAUGCACCAGAUAAAAUUACCACUGUUUUUUUUUUGUUUGCAUGGCAAUUCAACACAUAUGUGCCCCCAAAAAAGAACGGUGUAGACGAGCUCUAAUUGUCAUUUAUAUAGUGUUUAUUCAAUAAGUGUAUAAAUAUUUGUAAUAAUCGUACUUUUCACACAAUAUUGAAGGAGAAAAAUGAGAGGAGAAAACUUCAUAGAAAUUACUAGAUGCAUUCGUGUGCAACAUUAAAACAACCCAGACAGUGCAAUCAAAAAAAUAACAAUUUAAUAUUUUAAUGUAAAAGAAAAUUGAUAGAAAAAGUUAUUUACAUUUAUGGUUUUUUUUAGAAAGAGAGAAAGAAAACAUAAGACAGAUUUUCUGUAAUGACUGUAGCGUAGGCAAAACGUUUUGUUUUUCUUUCAACGAUUCUAAGAUAAGAUAGUGUUUGCAAAUUGAUUGUUCAUCGAGAAAGAUGGUUUGAAUGACAUUUUAUCGAUAAAUUUGCAUGAUGAACGAUGCACAUUUUUAAGCAUAAGACAAAUUUUAAAUCAGAAAAAAAUAAUCAUACCCUAAAACACGAUUAACCACACUCACACAAAAGUACACACCACCUUAAUUCUAACCAACCAAGUCCGUUUAACAUCUUCUCAAAAUUGGACAUUUUUUUUCUUUUUCUUUUUCUCAUCGUACGAAUCUCAAUGUUGAAUGUCUAUUUUAUUGCUAAAAUUAGCAAAUGAACAAAGAAAACCACUAUUUUGAGAUUCCAUGUCAAAUGCCAAAUUCUAAAUAAAUCAAUUUCAAAAUGUUAUUUGAUACCUACAUAUAUAUGAUGUGUUAGCUUUAGAAAACUAUUCAACAAAAUAAAUUUAUCGAAAUUAAUGUUUUGGAGUCAAGAAUAAUAGUAACAUUUAGCAAAAGUAAUAAAAAAGAGAGAAAACAUGUGCAAGAGAUUAUAAUAUAGUUAAAUUGCGAACAGGGUUGACAAAUGGUUCGAUGGAAAUAAUGUCUUUUGGAAUGGUUUUGAAACCCAAACAUGGAAUAUGACACUAAUAAAGUAAUAGGAAAAACACACACACACAUCUGAACAAAAUGACAAACCAAAUUAACCAAACAAAUUUAGCAUCGAUGUUAAAACAAAAUUAAAUUAACAAAGAUUAUUAUUAACUAUGCCAAGCUAACUAUGAGAAAAAGAAAAUAUGUUUUUAAAUUGAAUGUUAUCAAAUGACAGAAAAAGAACAUGCAAACAAAUAUUUAAUCAUAUUAAUUGUUUUAUGAAUGUCAUUUAAUUGUAAUUUUACAAAUUUCAAAAAAAAAAACAACACAAAUCUAUUAUGAGAGUAUUCGAAUUUCUAGUUAAAACAAAUAACAAAAAUUGAUGUUAAACGGCCAGAAGAUCCAAGUAGUGAAAUUCUUUUGAGGAAAUUCCUUCGACCAUCCCGAAAAAAAAAAA
Contarinia nasturtii (swede midge) is the source of this 6391-nucleotide messenger RNA. It is a transcript of the gene RapGAP1, whose product is annotated as rap1 GTPase-activating protein 1. Gene Ontology annotation, molecular function: GTPase activator activity. The record is from RefSeq and is a predicted model, not a curated record. Gene Ontology annotation, cellular component: cytoplasm. Gene Ontology annotation, biological process: activation of GTPase activity; regulation of small GTPase mediated signal transduction. The transcript is spliced from 5 exons. NCBI's taxonomy places the organism in Eukaryota, Metazoa, Arthropoda, Insecta, Diptera, Cecidomyiidae. Bases 2296 to 4614 code for a protein of 772 amino acids.